AGGAAGCCUAUAAUUUGAAAUAGAUUCCCCCUUGUACCCUCUCCCUCUUUCAUCUGUCUCUUCCUUCUUUGAUCUAGCAGGGGACCCUAAAGAGAGUAGUAGCUAUGAGUCUGGCCAAGCCAUUCUUCGGAGCCAGUGCCCCACCAUGUUCCCAUGGAAUAGCCCCCUGAGGGUCCUGUGGCCCUACCCUCCCUAGGUCUUCUGCAGGACGGCUGAAGAGUAUGCAGGGGCUACCUACUGCCCAGUCCUUCGGAGUUCCUUGCGGGGGGCAUUGUGCCUAGGGGAUGUGGAGCCCUGGGGACCUGAGCCAGAACCCAGCCCUAGCACUCAGUACGACCUAUCUGGGGCCAAGGCCGCCCUCCUCCUAGCGGUGAUCCGGGACCGGUCUGGGGCACAGCAUGACGUGAAGGCACUGGGUGGCCUGUGCCAGGCCCUGGGCUUCAAGACUACCCUGAGGACAAACCCUACAGCUCAGGCUUUCCAGGAGGAGCUGGCUCAGUUCCGGGAGCAGCUGGAUACCCACAGGGGCCCUGUAAGCUGUGCCCUUGUGGCUCUGAUGGCUCAUGGGGGGCCUCAAGGGCAGCUGCUGGGGGCUGAUGGGCAAGAAGUGAAGCCAGAAGCACUGGUGCAAGAGCUGAGUCAUUGCAGAGCCCUGCGGGGCUGCCCCAAGAUCUUCCUACUUCAGGCUUGUCGUGGGGGACACAGGGAUGCCGGCAUGGGACCCACAGCUCUCCCCUGGUUCUGGCGUUGGCUACAGGCACCACCAGCCAUUCCCUCUCACGCCGAUAUCCUCCAGAUCUAUGUGAAUCACCAAGGCAGCUCCUCCAGGGACCUCACUCCAGGGAGCUCUAACCAGGCAGACAUCCUGACUGUCUAUGCAGCUGCCGAGGGCUGUGUAGCCUAUCGGGAUGAGAAGGGCUCAGACUUUAUCCAGACGCUGGUGGAGGUCCUCAGAACUGCCCCCCAGGGAGACCUCCUGGAACUGCUGACUGAGGUCAAUCGUCGGGUGUGUGAGCUGGACGUGCUGGGUCCUGACUGCGAUGAGCGCCGCAAGGCGUGCCUGGAGAUUCACAGUUCGCUGAGGCACCGGCUCUGCCUGCAGGCCUGACUUUUCCUCCAGCCACUCGGUUAGUGCUGACAAUGGGCAGCCACACCCCAGUGCCGCCACUGACUGACUCCAUCCGCUUCUGUUACCUCACUUGUAAA
Molecule: messenger RNA, 1206 nt
Organism: Pteropus alecto (black flying fox)
Lineage: Eukaryota; Metazoa; Chordata; Mammalia; Chiroptera; Pteropodidae
Product: putative caspase-16
Exons: 7
Coding region: 557-1108 (183 amino acids)
Biological process (GO): proteolysis
Molecular function (GO): cysteine-type endopeptidase activity
Source: RefSeq, a predicted model, not a curated record